AUGCUUCGACGGCUUCACACGCGUAUCAUAGGGAUGGGCUCCGUCUGCGGCAUGGCACCGUCGCCACCGGCGGAGGUCUUUCUCAAGAGUCUUCCACCACCUGAAGAAGUGGACUACGCAAAGUACCUUCGGUUUGAACGGGAAGAGCGGGAACUCCGGCAGUCAACACGCAUGCGUCGUCGUCUGGUGGCACCCGAACCUUUUUACGAUAUUCACUGCGGUGCGGCCGGGCACAAGCAUGUCACGCUCAUGACUCGUGAGGGGAAUCUGAUCACGUUUGGUGACAACCGGUAUGGGCAAACAGCGGCCCCACGACAAGAACAACAAGAGCGACACCGACAAGAGGAAGAAGUGCAGGAUGUUCGCAAUAGAGCCCUGCGCAAGAAAAUGCAGGUUUCCGACCCGAGGUGGGCACCGUUGUAUAUUGACCUUAACGAGGCGUUCAAGUCGGGAAAGCAAUCCGUGUCCUGUGGGUCCAACUACACAAUAGUCUACCAGCCUGGCGGUCGACGGGUCAUUGCGUUCGGCAAUAACCACAUGGGACAACUGGGUGUUGGACACAAGGCGCAGAUUGAUCGUGAAAAGGGGUUUGCUGAGUGGAAUCCCACCAGUGCCUGGUGGGGUCAUAGCGGGGGCGUUAUUCGCAAUAUUGUAUGCGGUUUUAACCACACGGUGCUGCAGCUCACGUGCGGAUCGUUGUUUGCAUUUGGUAGCAACACAUGGGGGGAACUCGGCAUUGGCUCCACGGUAUCUCCGAUGGAACCGACACGCAUUCAAUACUUUGAAAAGAGGGGUAUAAAGAUUAUCAAAGUGGCAGCGGGGAAUAGUUUUUCUCUCUUUCUAAGCAACGAUGGGAGGGUGUACGGUUGCGGGGCUACAAAUUCCGGACAGCUGCCGUCAAAUGAAUUUGAGCCGGUUCCAGUGCCCCUCACACGAAGCUUUCAACAUGGCGCCCACCGUGGCGGGGCCAAACUGAUUCGAAUUAAGGACAUUGCUUGUGUGGGGUCAUUGGCCGUGUUCCUCAGUUCUAAGAAUGAGCUGUUGUUACAAGGCGCCUUGCCGGAUUAUGGUUUUCGAGUUUCGGCGCCGCGUUUUGAAACGGUAAACCAGCAGCAUGCCCUCGAUUACUUCCGUUCGAGGCUUUCCGACGCCUCAGAGGACGCGGUGGGCAAGGACGGUUUUCACAUUGAUCGGCUUUUUUCGGGCCCGUCAACGCUGCUGGUUAUUUAUCGAAACGGAUGCGUGGCAGGUCUCGGUGCCAAUACGGAGGGCCAACUGCAAAGUGUUCGAAAGACCUGGAAGGGAAGGGAAUUCAAUCUCGCCAAGGCUUUUGCCGCGGACGGUCUGCUCCCCGUCCUCUUGCCCGCAAAACCGCGAGCGGAAGAGGGAGGGACCGCGCCUUGGCUGACAUCCGGGUCCGGUUUCACACUUCUUUUUGACAACGACGAGGUUUACGGCGCAGGAGCGGAGGCGAAACCCAUCGAACUUCCGCCGUCGCCGGCCUCCAGGCGCGAAAAACAGGAGUCGUGCUAA
Messenger RNA from Trypanosoma cruzi, 1533 nucleotides. RefSeq lists its product as uncharacterized. Gene Ontology annotation, cellular component: cytoplasm. NCBI's taxonomy places the organism in Eukaryota, Euglenozoa, Kinetoplastea, Trypanosomatida, Trypanosomatidae. Bases 1 to 1533 code for a protein of 510 amino acids. The transcript has a single exon. Gene Ontology annotation, molecular function: guanyl-nucleotide exchange factor activity. The record is from RefSeq and is a predicted model, not a curated record.